Gongylonema pulchrum is the source of this 474-nucleotide messenger RNA. Lineage: Eukaryota; Metazoa; Nematoda; Chromadorea; Rhabditida; Gongylonematidae. The record is from the annotation of a GenBank genome assembly.
AUGGGUCAGUAUUUGAGUUACCGCUGUGACGAGAUGCGUUACGGAUGCACUGUAUUGCAGGUGGAUAUCUCAUCCGGCGAAUACGUUCUGAGUGCCUCUAAAGAAACAGAUGGUCCAGAUGAAUUCAAAUUGAACGGCACUGGCGCUGAAACAGUCCGAAACGGCUCCGCUUCUGACUGGUCAAAGAAACUGCUGGAUGGAGGACCAUUUGAAGCUGAAAAGAGCAGUGCCAACACAUGGAUAUUGUCGGGCAGUCGGGAUUCCUUCAGCGCUGAACGUGAAUUGCCGUCGGAAGCAGAUAAUGACAACGGCUCCGCUUCUGACUGGUCAAAGAAACUGCUGGAUGGAGAACCAUUUGAAGCUGAAAAGAGCAGUGCCAACACAUGGAUAUUGUCGGGCAGUCGAGAUUCCUUCAGCGCUGAACGUGAAUUACCGUCGGAAGCAGAUAAUGACGUGAGUAAACUUUUCAGUUAG